Laccaria bicolor S238N-H82 is the source of this 798-nucleotide messenger RNA. RefSeq lists its product as uncharacterized. The record is from RefSeq and is a predicted model, not a curated record. The transcript is spliced from 9 exons. The coding region runs from base 1 to 798 and encodes 265 amino acids. NCBI's taxonomy places the organism in Eukaryota, Fungi, Basidiomycota, Agaricomycetes, Agaricales, Hydnangiaceae.
AUGACAUCUUUGUACGCCUCCGUGCCCAACCUCUGCAUCGACUUGAGCCGAUGGAGCUGCAACACUUCAACAGGCUCCCUUUUCUUGACUCGAACAUGGAAGAUUGUGUCGAAGGAAGGACUCAACGGCGAAACUGCUCUGUUGAAACCGUCGUCCACCCUCUCAGUAAUGUUUGGGGUUCGGGAGCCGGGUAUAUCAUGGGCCUUGCUGGAAGAUGCCAUCCUGGCGACCUGGCUCUCGGCCUCAGUAAGGCUAGCCACGCUGGAUUUCUUGCGCAAGAACAAGGAGAUGGUGCGGGGAAUAAGCUUUCCAUUCUUUUUUGGGCGAAUGGGAUUGGCGAAAUUAAAGAAUAAUGAGUUGAAUGGGGUCGGCGAAAAAGGAGACGAAAAUAUCAAGUUCUCGGGAGCCCUGGACCAGAAGUUGUCCUCGAGAGAGGAUGGGCGAGCUGACGGAGAGGACAAUGUUACACACUUGUCAUGUGCCUAUCUCGCUGGCCAAUCCCAGGCUAGGUGCACUGUCCGCAACAUCAUGAUCCUACCACUGGCCUCAAAGCGGCCAAUACCUGCCUAUCCUGAUGGCAGUAUUGAACGCCGUUCCGAUUCUGAUUCUAUGUGCCCUCAGUUUCACUCCCUUUGGUGUCGCGAAUUCAUUGUUCGACGAUAUAGUCACCCGACUAGUAUACCUUUCGGUGCCGACAUUGGUCCGUUGGCGUUUGGGUUUCUCAAGCAUGCGUAUUCUCCAACCCACGUGGAAAACGCGAAACAGCGAUUGGGUCGUACAGGGGCUCUCCGUCUCUGA